AUGACGAAAAGAUGCUCCCACUCAUCCCUAAAACCAUCGUUUACUUUCUUAAUAAUUAAGAACUCUGCUCUCCACCAGGUAACUAUCCCCUUGCAGAAAGGCUACGCCGAGAAGAAAUCGCCAUUGCCCGUUAAGUACCAGAGAGGGACAGGAAAAGAUUUUCCACUAGCCGAAUCUCCGUCGCAGAGGAGGCUGCAGUACGGUCCUCGCCGGUGCCCGACUCCUCCCCUGCGCUCAGACAGCCCAGCCUGGCUACUGAGGCCGGGAGCCCCGCGGGCCCGCAGCCCCGGAGAGGGGGCAGAGGGCGCGGGGGCCUUGGGACGCAGAGGCGCCGUGAAGGCAAAGGCGAGGAUUGAGAGGGCCGGACCCCGGAGAGGAGAGCACGCGGCGCUGGGCCAGAUGCGGGAGAGGACGCGCGGAUCUGGAAGGGAUGUGAAGGUCCCGGACGCGGGGCAGCUCCGGGCGUCGUGCGUGGGGUGGAGGCCCCGGCGCCACCUGCAACCGGGUACCGUGCACCGGGCAGCUCCGAGGCUGGAGGGCUGCAGGGCCGGGGGCCGGCGGGAAAGAGGACGGCCGCCAGGCAGAGCCGAGACGGCGGGAAGCUGCAGUCGGCGCGGGGGCCAGCGAGAACGAUGCACCCGGGCUGCUGGAUGCUUCCCCUUUUCGUCACACCAUCUCCAGUCUCCCUGCAGCCGGGAUGUGAGAAAAUCCACAGUAUCUGUUACACAUAGGAUGUCCCUGAGACUUCCAACCUAACCCCCAUGGCGAUGGAACGCAGCCAGGCGAUAGUUGAUGACUCCGACAGAAAUGAGUAAAAGGAGGGAGGAGGAAAGGGAAGGAAAAGGAAGGAAAGAAGACAGAAAAGCCACCGACGUUCUCCUAGGUCCUGAAGGAAAGGGGUUUAAAGGCACCAAAUAAAAAUGUUAUCUUUGUUUUACUGGCAUGCCUUCAUUCUUGUUGAUUUACAAAUAAGAUCACCACAUCGAAAAAUUAACAGGACAAUAAGUUCCGAUCAAACGUCCAAGAAAAACUAAUUCAGGUUGUCUUGUCUUUACAGACCUGUGAUAACUAUCUGCAUCUGC
Phyllostomus hastatus (greater spear-nosed bat) is the source of this 1082-nucleotide messenger RNA. RefSeq lists its product as uncharacterized. The transcript has 3 exons. Lineage: Eukaryota; Metazoa; Chordata; Mammalia; Chiroptera; Phyllostomidae. The record is from RefSeq and is a predicted model, not a curated record. The coding region runs from base 1 to 756 and encodes 251 amino acids.